This is a messenger RNA of Emericellopsis atlantica, 454 nucleotides long. RefSeq lists its product as uncharacterized. Gene Ontology annotation, molecular function: protein binding. The record is from RefSeq and is a predicted model, not a curated record. The transcript has a single exon. The coding region runs from base 44 to 313 and encodes 89 amino acids. Lineage: Eukaryota; Fungi; Ascomycota; Sordariomycetes; Hypocreales; Bionectriaceae.
UACCUAAGGGGGGUUGCACCACCAUAAAAUUACGCUGAUAAGCAUGGUCAACCUGGCAUCAAUGCAUUGGAACCAGGGCCGGUGGGAGGAGGCAGAAACGCUUUGUGUGCAGGUGAUGGAGACGAGCAAGAAGCUUAGGGCGGACCAUCCCGACACGCUGACAAGCAUGAACAACCUCGCCCACACUUGGCAGCGUAUGGGAAUGGUAUUGGAAGCUACUAGAUUAAUGCGCGAAUGCGUUCGCCUAAGACAAGGUAAGCUAGGCUUGAAUCACUCAUAUACGAAGGCUUCUGUUUCUACUUUAGAUGACUAGGUUGGCCAGCUCCAAAUUUGAUCACGGAUUUUCUGAGAUUGACUUUGUCUAUCCUCUUAGUAACUAGCUCAUAGCUUCCUCUAUAGCCACCGCGUACUGUAGGUUCAUCGGUUCCGAAGCUUUUGCCAAUGAGGCAUCAUU